UUGGAGUGCCUGUAAACAUGGGAUAAAACUCAAAACUGAAGAUAUCCCAAGGUAAACACCACGCCGUCAGUCAACGUUUUAGUUCCCACUAGCAUCGCCUCUCUGCCUCCUCUUCAUACCCAUGUCUCUGCCCAUAUAUGAAGCCAUUAACUCAUGAGUCAUGAUUCACACCUCGAGAACCAGCCUCAGUUCAACAAACAAACAAUAGGGAAAAAAAGAAACAAAGAAAUCCUCGUUUGAUUGGAGAGAGAAAGAGACGCAUCCCUCUCUGGUUUGACACCGAUAACAAAUCCUUGGCAUCCUUGUUAUCAUGUAAUCCCCACAUGUCACUUGGGUUUAUUAGACAUGCAACUUCUUGGCACGAGUGAUGGCAUAUAUAGUCAACUAGCAAGCUACCAACAAGACGUAGGAGAGCGCGGCCGAGAGCCAGAGAGUUGAGGAAGGCGAUGGCCGUGGCGGCGGCCGAGAAGGCGGUGAGGUGCCUCGGCCGGGGCUUCGACAUGGCGAGCGACAUGAGGCUCAAGUACUGCAAGGACGCCGGGGGGUGCCUGGUCGAGAGGAGCGGCGUCGAGACGGCGCCGCUGGCCGUGCCCGGCGUUGGGACAGUCUGUGGCGUGCCCACCGACGUGAAGUGCGGCAAGGGCGACCGCAUCCGGCUCAAGUCCGGCGUGCUCGAGUUCAACAAGAUGUCGGAGCUGUUCAACCAGCGAAGCUCGGUGGAGGGGAAGAUCCCGUCGGGUCUGUUUAACGCGUCCUUUGACCUGGACAGCGGCUCCUGGGCUCAGGACGCGUCCGCCACCAAAUGCCUCGCCAUGGACGGCUACUUCAUAUCCCUCUUUGACCUCCGCCUCGACCGCCGCCCGCUCGUGCUCGCCGACCACGUCCUCAGGGACGUGCCGGCUGCCUGGGACCCCUCGGCCAUUGCAAGCUUCAUCGAGAAGUACGGGACGCAUGUGGUCGUAGGGCUCAGCAUGGGCGGGCAGGACGUGGUAUACGUGAAGCAGGACAAGUCGUCGCCGUCAGAGAUCAAGGAGCAUCUGGACAGGCUCGGCGACCAGCUCUUCACCGGGGCGUGCGCCGUGCCUCCGCGUCACUGCAGGUCCAAAGACAAGUUCAAGAUACCGGAGGCUUUCAAUGUGUUCGAUGCCCAGGUAGCACAGCAACGGCUUCAAGCAGGGAUCACCACUCUGGUAUCUUGCAAGGAGGGUGUGACAGUGAUAUACUCCAAGAGGGGAGGGGACACAACGGUCGGCAGCCACUCGGAGUGGCUCCUCACCGUGCCGGCGAUGCCUGACGUGAUCAACGUCAAGGCUGUGCCCAUCACCUCCCUCAUCAGAGGCGUAGCUGGCGCCGGCUACCUCUCUCACGCCAUCAACCUCUAUCUCAGAUAUAAGCCUCCUGUAGCUGACCUGAAGUACUUCCUGGACUUCCAGCAUCACAAGAUGUGGGCGCCGGUGCUCGGCGAGCUGCCUCUCGGCCCGUGCUCGAACCGGCAGGGCUCCAGCUCGGCGUUGUAUCUCAGCCUGCUGGGUUCCAAGCUCUAUGUCAGCUCAAGUGAGGUGAUUGUUCCUAAGUUGCCGGUCACUGGGAUGCGGCUGCACCUGGAGGGCAAGAAAAACAACCGGUUAGGCAUCCACCUGCAACACCUGUCGACCACCCCGACGUUCAUCGCGGCGCGGGCCGACAAGCCGCCGGUGUGGCGAGGGUUGGAAGCAGCCUCCGACGACCAGUACUUCGAGCCGGUCCAGUGGCGGAUGUUCGCGCGGGUCUGCACCGCGCCGAUCAAGUACGACCCCCGGUGGUGCGGCGACCGGCUGGCGGCAUGCAUCGUGAUCGGCGCGCAGCUCCACGUCGCGGCGCACGACGCCACCGACGUGCUGCACCUCAGGCUCCUCUACUCCGAGCUCCCCGGCUGCGCCGUUGUGCAGUCCAGGUGGGCGCGCAGCACGGCGAGGUUGUCGGGGAAAUCGAGCUUCCUGUCCGUGUCCUCCGCGGGGUCUUCCAGUGGUGGUAGUGGCGCGCAGAAGGAGAGGCAGCAGACGGGUUCGCCGGAGGGUAUCAACCUCGACUCCGGAGUGUUCACCGGGGGCCCACCAGUGCCCAUCGGCGCGCAGAAGAUGCUCAGGUUCGUGAACACCUCGCAGGUGACCAUGGGGCCGCAGGACAGCCCUGGGUACUGGCUCGUCACCGGUGCAAGGCUCGUUGUCGACAAGGGGAGAAUCUCGCUGCACGUCAAGUUCUCCCUGCUCGCUCCGGCUUCUUGACAAGGUGUUCAUUCAUCCAGAGUUGUACAGUUUUCUGGAGCUAAAUACUGACCACUGUAACAACACACAUCUUGUUUGCCAUUUUCCCAAGAGUUUUUCCCAACCGUUCUUUUAUGUUUUGGUUUUGGUACGAGUCCUGUGAAUGUUACUGCGAGGUGAGUGCAGAUUAUCCGAAUUGAUCCAAAAAAACCCACUGAUACAUUCGAAUAAUUAAACAUUUCACAAGUAGUGAACUACCACGA
Phragmites australis (common reed) is the source of this 2506-nucleotide messenger RNA. RefSeq names its product MACPF domain-containing protein At1g14780-like. The coding region runs from base 447 to 2264 and encodes 605 amino acids. Lineage: Eukaryota; Viridiplantae; Streptophyta; Magnoliopsida; Poales; Poaceae. Gene Ontology annotation, cellular component: plasma membrane. Gene Ontology annotation, biological process: regulation of salicylic acid mediated signaling pathway; plant-type hypersensitive response. The record is from RefSeq and is a predicted model, not a curated record. The transcript is spliced from 8 exons.